Plutella xylostella (diamondback moth) is the source of this 5451-nucleotide messenger RNA. Its product is annotated as progestin and adipoQ receptor family member 4. The record is from RefSeq and is a predicted model, not a curated record. NCBI's taxonomy places the organism in Eukaryota, Metazoa, Arthropoda, Insecta, Lepidoptera, Plutellidae. Gene Ontology annotation, molecular function: signaling receptor activity. Gene Ontology annotation, cellular component: membrane.
CAUUUAACCUACGCAGGUCAGAAUUUCAGUUUUAUUAUUGAAAAUGAAUGAUUGAUGGCAUUCUGAUGGUAGUGUGGAUUUAUGAAAGUAAGAAACGAUUAGUGAAAGCAUUUUUUAUGGUUUGUCCAGAGGGUCGACCUUCUAGGGGGAAUCAGCUGAUCGGGUUUGCGCAGUGCGCAAAUUGUGCGAGGGGUGGGGCCCGCGACGGCGGCGGCGGCGGCGGCGGCGGCGCCCGGGAGAGUCGCGCGCGGAGAGCCGCCGCGCCACCGCGCCUCCCGGAGCCUCCGCGCGCGAGCUAUGAGCCCCGGCCGCGCGCCGCCCGCUCCGCCCCGCACACGCCAGCCGCUGUUAUGAGAGAAAUACAUUGCGUGCCCGAUUCAUGCACACCAGUGUUAGAUAUGUCAAUUGAGGAGGUAAGCGGGAAGGGGCCGAAGAAGAGGAAAAAGUCGGUGGAUCAUAUCUGUGAUAAUGAGGCGGGCGCGGAGGACGGCGCGGUGCGGCUGCUGCACUGGCGGGACAUGCCGCGCCACCUGCAGUUCAACCCGUACGUGCUCACCGGCUACCGCCCGCUGCAGAGCUGGGCCGGCUGUGUGCGCAGCCUCUUCUACUUCCACAACGAGACCAUCAACAUACUCACGCACGGCGUGUCGCUGGUGUACAUCAUGUGGGUGCUGCCGGGGCUGCUGCCGUGGGGCGGCGGCGGCGGCGCGUGGUUCCUGUCGCUGUGCCACCUGCUGGGCGCGCUGGCGCCCUGGUGCGGCUCGUUCCUCUACCACCUGUUCAUGAACCACGCCCGCGGCGCCGAGCUCUACCACCGGCUCUUGCAGCUCGAUAUGCUCGGCAUAUGGGUCUCGCAGAGCAUUGGCGCCAUCCCGAUGGUGACAGCGACGGUGUACUGCGCGCCGGCGCCGCUGCGCUGCCUGGCGUUGGCCGUGUACUGCCUCGGCAGCAUGCUCGGCCUCUACAAGGCGAUGCGCGCGUGGUCGCCGUGGGAGCGGCGGCUGUGCUUCGCGGCGCCCUUCUGCAUGCGCGUGCUGCUGGCGGGCGCGCGCGCGGCGCGGCUGGGCGGCGGCGCGCACGACGCCAUCCUGCACGUCUUCCUGCAGGACGCGGUGUCGCUGAUCGGCGGCGUGAUCGGCGCCAUGCACGUGCCGGAGAAGUGGUUCCCGGGCGCCGUGGACCGCUGCCUCAACUCACACAACAUCAUGCACGUGCUCGUCGUGCUCGCCGUCUACUCCAUGCACCAGGUGACGACGCUGGACCUGGCAUGGAUGGCGCGCGGGGACUGCCAGCUCUGACGCGCCGCCCCCGCCCCCGCCCCCGCCCUCGCGCCCGCGCCGCACACACACCCCUCACACACCAUCAUCUCCCGCUUUAUGUCAUACGUACUUUAAACACAUAUCUGUAAGAAUUAUUUGAUAUAGGUAUGGCAAUAAUUACAAUUACUGAACGGCAACAGUUAUGUUUAUGAAUGGAAACGGAAUUGUCUUGUAUAUUGCUCUUAUCGAGACAUGUUAUAAUUUUUUCUUGAUAUUAAUACUAAGGUAACGCUCAAGCGUGUAGUGACUGAUGUUCAAGUACAAAACAAUUUCGAAGCGAGAUUUAAUUAAUAUUCUAUAAUUGUGAUUCUGUGUGUGUCCACAAAGUUUGAUGUGUUAAGUUUUCAUGGAGAAAGUUUUCGCUCAGUUUUUCCUACAGUCAUUAGGUAGGUAUUAGCUUAAACUUCUGUUUAUUUCACGAGACGGUAUAUUAGUUAUAUGUAUUAAAAUUCAGUGUAGAUAGGCACUUGUCAUUGAAAACAUAGUUAUAGGAAAAGGAAAUUGAGGAAAACCUCAGCUUACAUUCCAAUAAUAUACCUACUCUUACCUACUACUGACGUAGUAAGUAGUUGACAAUAUCACGGCCUAUGGAAUAUUAAUUAUACCUAGUAGAUCGGAUAGUUUAUUGUAAUGAAUUAAUUAUUUCUUGUCAUUAACUGAGUAGGUAACGUUAUGGUUAAUUAAUAACAAAACUAAGUACUGCAAACUGUAGAUUCAACUAUUGAACCGUAACUAGGUGCCAAUAUCUUUGCUAUUACACCUUAGUGGAGUAACAAGGCAAUCGUCACUAACAUAAUCAGUCUCGAAUUAACCUAUUUAGAUCUUGGUAAUAAUUCCUCACGGUAUCGAUUCAAGAUUUCGACAUUGCCUUGUCUCUCCCACAUAUAAAUAUAUAUAUUGCUACUGGAUAUUUAUGAUUACUACCUACCAACCGACCUGAAUCAUAACGGUCAUACUAAGUGACUUGGCGUGAUAAAAGUGAUUUGAAGACGAUGAAAAUACUACAAGAUAUUUCUCUUGUACUUAGGUAUACCGUACACCAAUGGCAAUUACUUAGUUUGAUUGUAAUGAGACUGAGAACAAACGAUUGAAUUAUUGUGGCAUGAAUGAGCAGUAAAAAUGGAUCUGCAUCUUCAAUAAAAGUAUUAAUUGAAUCUAACAAGCUAAAAUAUUAGAUCUCCAUCACAUAGACAUAGUACAGCAAUAACAUUACCAAGUCACUGCUUAUACUAAUAAACAAAGUAUUACCAGCAUACCUAGUAAUAAUCUACUAACAGGUCUUUCGAGCAUAACUCCCCGUAACAAUAUUUAAAAUCGUAGUAUUGUAAAUACAUAACUACUAAGUACAUAGAUAAUAAAAAUAUAACUAAAUUAUUAGGUGAUUCGAACAGAUAAGUAGUAAAAAUACUUUAUUAAUGCAGCCCAUAUUAAUUAUAAGGGCUUAGAUCCGUUACAUUUACAUUAGACAUGUAGUUAGUCGGGUGAAUCAUCUCAGCUAGGUGAUCGCUUUGCUAGAUUACUUAUACUAAAGUAUCUACUUACUUCUUACACUAUCAGCCAAGCAAAUGAAUGCUAUUUUGAACAAACUGCAUUUUCGAAAUUUAAUUCCUUCCGAACUAAUGUCGUAAGAUUUAAAAUUAGCCUGUUUAAAAUCUUUUCAUCCUACUAGUUACAUUAAAUGUAGAGUUAACCUACCUAUCUACUCGCAUUCUUCUAUCUCGAAGUGCGAUGUUGUUAAGAACGAUUCCAUUAGUCGAUAUUGUUUGAUAAGGAUCCAGAAUAAUAUUAUGGUAGUGUAAUACCUUCAGUGACCAAUUGAGUGGUAUAUUUUUUAUACUCUCGGUGUUGUGUGCUUAUAGCCUCGUCGCCGCGGCCAGGAGGUCACUCUAGCCUACGGAAACGAUAUAACGAUGGUCGGAUAAGGUUAAUGCAAUUGCAAUGUUUCCAUAGACUGUAGAGUGACCGCGCCGCCGCCGCCGCCGCCGCCGCUUGUAGUCCUCCCGCUAGAUGUUCACACUUAGUUCUCGACGGGGAAUCUAGUAUAGAGUAGUUAGAUAGUUUACAAGCAAUAAAUAAAAUAAAUUUAUUAAGAAAUUUGACAAAAGUAGCCAAGAAACUUACCUACUCGUAAUAGGUAUUUUCUUUACGACUAAAUGGAACUAAUGAUUGAUGCUCAGGUUGACUUGUUUAAAUAGGUACUUAGCAUUGUUAAUGUGGCUUUAAUAAUCUACUUUUGUCAAAGUUCCGUUGUUUAAUACUCAUUUAUCAAUUGAAGUAGAUUUAGACAAAUCGAAGUAUACCUACCUGGACUUGGAAGAUUCUCAAUUAAAGUAACUGGACUCCAUCCACACAGCUGUGGGCAGCAACUGAUUAGGUGCCACACAUCUACCAUUCAAAGUUGGUUCAAUUAUAGCGCUGCUAAUCUUGCACAUUCAUUAAAAUUAUAUGACUUUGAAUUGAAAAGCAGUAAAAUUUAAGCUAUAAUAGAUGGCAGUAAAGCGACAGAAGUGACCAGCUAUCACCAUUGAACCUAUCCGUAUGCAGAGCUACUGAUCUGUCAAACAUCAUGUCCAUUGUCCAAUGUUCGAUGGUGGUGUGGUGGAUAUGGAUAGAUCCCUGCGCUCUGCCACUGCUCCAAAGAUUUUUGAACUUUUGAACUUUGAACUUCAGUAGUCUGUGACUGCUCCCUGCAGCUCCCGUACCACCACCACCCACCAACACUCACGUCACUUGCCACACUUUAGUUUCAUUAUAUUUUUGGAAAAUCUAUUGAAGCAAUAUACCUACCUACUUACCUACCUAUUUACAAUAGACGAAAAUUAUUUUUGUGAAAUAGCUCUUGUGAGUACAAACGUGAAAUUACUACACUUAUUUGUAUAAUAAACUCAUAAUUUCCAUUCCAUUAAAACCUACCUACACCAUAUUAUACUAUAUACAUUCUAAUGUUUUAAUAGUGAUUAACUAUUUCAAGUAUAUACCUUAUAUAUUUUUUUAAAUAUUGAUUUAAGUACUUAUGAGUUUUUUGUUUAAAAUAAGUACCUAUAUGUAAUUAUGAAGUAACUGAUAGUAUUACUCCUUGAAAUAUUUUUCUUCCCAUAGUCGCAUAUUUUUCAUUAAUGUUGGUAAUGAAAUAAUAACCAUGAAUAUAAUAUCCGUCUGGUCUAUUUCCAUAAAUAAACAAAUUAAACAUUGCGAAUAACAAUGAUAAACUUCUGUAUUUUUAUAGUGCUACUCCUACUAUGUUAAUACUUAUUAUUAUAAUACUUUAUUUAAAUUUAAAGACGUAUCAAUUUCUGGCGUUGUUCUUGUCUUGUUAUUAGAUUAUUAUUGUAUAGCUGGGUUAUAGUCAAAAAUUCAAGUGACUGUAUUUUUUGUCGUAGGUACCUUAGAUAUAUUUAUAUCAAAUAAAGUGAAUAAGUUAAUUACUUACUACACUAGCAAUAUUUAAGUUUUCCAUGUAUCCAAAAUUUUAUUCACUCUUAUCAAUUAUUCAGUAAAAAUAUGCAUGAAUGCAGGCACUUUUUUGACUAUGACCCAUCUACUAUUUUCCUACUUUCAUGUACUAAAAUUCUUCAAUUAGUAAUUUACCUAUAUACCUAUUCCCAAAGUUAACUUUAAAACCGUUAAAUGUUUGGGUAACUCUAUGGAAAUGAGUAACGUAGAAAUACAUUUGGAGUGAAUAUAGAUGCCAAUGCCGUAUAUAAAUUGUCUUGCCACGGUCAUAACUACUACCUAUACAACACACAGGCUACAUUGUACGUGUUUUGAGAAUACCUUUACAAACUACAAGAUUUAAUUAAGUAUAUUAUUUUGUACGUACUUGGAAAAAAUAUGAUUCUUCUGAAUUUCAUUAUGUCUAAAUUCAUGAAAACUGAAUUAGGUAUAUGAAUGUCACUAGAGUGAACAUCAUAUGCGUACAUAGGCAGAGUUGAGGCUCGUAAACAAAUUUUAAUCUUGACAUAUAAAACUUAUUCGUUACCUAUGUAUAUUAAAAGUGAUCCAAAUAAGCUAUACAUGUGAGUUACCCAAAUCACGUACCCUUUGUGUAGAUAAUUUGUUGACGCAGUUGCGAUUCAUAAACUGUAAAGAGGAUGGCGAGAAUAUUAAAGUUUCAUAACAGUCAUAAUAAUUA